ACUUGCGCUUUGUGAUUGGUCCGGCGGCUUCUGGGAUCUGUCAUGUGUCCCAGGUACCGCCUUACCAUUCACAAUGAGCACCACUUCUUGCGCAUGCGCACUUGGCACUCAGCUGUCAUGCCCAGCGCCCACACUACAGAAGCCGGGAAGACAGAGCGCCGCUGGAUAGAGGAACAGGUAAGGUCCCGCUGCAGAGCUGAGCGGCCAGCCUGGUAUUCUGACACGGGCAACGGUGGAAAUACCGGACCGGCCGCUCCAUAAAAGACGCACCGACAU
This is a messenger RNA of Staurois parvus, 276 nucleotides long. The record is from the annotation of a GenBank genome assembly. NCBI's taxonomy places the organism in Eukaryota, Metazoa, Chordata, Amphibia, Anura, Ranidae.